CUGGAGGCACUUCUCUUUUAGAAGAUCUGGUGGUGGUCUGAACAUUAAUUAGUUGGCUACAACUUAUUUUUCUUUGGAAUUUUGUGACAAGGUUGUUGUUUUUUUGGCAGCUGGUUCCUACGUUGGUUGUUGUCGAUGCUCUUCUCAUGUUCAAACUCAUGUCAGCCCAGAUCUCAUUGAAGAUGUCUUCAGUUCAAGACAAAACAUUUUCAUCUUUGAGAACUUCAGCUUUUCUGAUAAUUGUGGUGAAAGUCUUGUGCUGUCAAACCCUCACAUGUCGUCCUGAAGAAUAUCAGAUAGACAAUAAAUGCUGCCUAAUGUGUCCACCUGGAAACAGAGUUAAAAUAGAUUGUACAGAGUUCAGAACUACAUCAUGUCUGCCCUGCAUGAGUGGAACUUAUAUGGAUAAAGCUACUGGACAUAAGCAGUGUUUCCAAUGCAGCAACUGUGAUACAGGUUCUGGUCUGAAGGUAAAGAGGUCAUGUACAACAACAUCAGAUACAGUUUGUGAACCACUUGAAGGAUACUUCUGUAUUGACUUAAUAAAGGACCAAUGUGAAGCAGCACAGAAACACAAGGACUGUGAUCCAGGACAAUACAUCAAGGAAAAAGGUACAUCCUCCUCAGACACUGUGUGCUCUGACUGCAGUGAUGGAACAUUUUCAGAUGGAACAUUAACAUCUUGUCACCAACACACACAAUGUGAAUCAAUGAACCUUCAGCUGAUAACCGCAGGAACUAAGUCAACUGAUUCUGUUUGUGGGGAAAGAACUUUAAAUAUUGUAGUUUUUGUGGGCUUCAUCAUCUUUCUGGUUGUUGUCGAUCUUGCAGUAGCAGUAUCGUACUGCAUCAAAAGAAAGAACAAAUGUCCAGCAGUUACAGAUGAAAACAAUCAUGCAGACAACUCCAUAGAGAAUCCCCAAGAUACACAACAACCAGCACAAGAAUUGAUGCCAUUGUCAGAGCAGGAGGAGGUUAAACCUGUGUAACCAGUCUAAACUCUCAGAUGAAAUCUGUUUUCUGUGGACUACAUUUGCUCCAGAAUCCAGUUAUUAUUCAUUUGGACGCUGUCUUUACAGAGAACAGAAAAAUCAAAUCAGUGACAUAGAGACAUUUAAACUGAGUGUGUCUGUCUUAAUAGACUAAUAGUUACAGACUUUCCUGUGUUCAUCAGUGUUGUUUAGUAACAUCAGGUUAUGGUUAAUACUUAACCUUUCAUAAAAAAACAUGAAGAUUUUCUAUAAUAGAAAAAGACAUUAAAUCUUAAAGGUUUUGUGAAUGUGUUACAUGCUGAAGUGUCCUUGAGCAAGACACUGAACCUCCAGUUGCUCCCAGUGUG
Mugil cephalus (flathead mullet) is the source of this 1339-nucleotide messenger RNA. RefSeq names its product tumor necrosis factor receptor superfamily member 14-like. Gene Ontology annotation, biological process: positive regulation of peptidyl-tyrosine phosphorylation; immune response; defense response to Gram-positive bacterium. The record is from RefSeq and is a predicted model, not a curated record. The transcript has 10 exons. Bases 147 to 989 code for a protein of 280 amino acids. Gene Ontology annotation, molecular function: transmembrane signaling receptor activity; protein binding. NCBI's taxonomy places the organism in Eukaryota, Metazoa, Chordata, Actinopteri, Mugiliformes, Mugilidae. Gene Ontology annotation, cellular component: external side of plasma membrane; membrane.